Trichoderma gamsii is the source of this 858-nucleotide messenger RNA. RefSeq lists its product as hypothetical. The record is from RefSeq and is a predicted model, not a curated record. Lineage: Eukaryota; Fungi; Ascomycota; Sordariomycetes; Hypocreales; Hypocreaceae. The coding region runs from base 1 to 858 and encodes 285 amino acids. The transcript has 2 exons.
AUGGUGAGCUCCUCACCUGAAUUCUCAAUAACCAAGCCAGGACUCCAUCUCCGCAAAAGAGACAAGCCGCUCCGCACCUACGGCAGGCAAACAUCAACACCCGAGGCGCAAAGUGAACCGCCGUCCAAGAAGGCACGGAUAUCGGCGGAACGAGAGAGGCAGCAGGAAGAGAAAUUUGCCUCGGCUCUCACCAGUGCCAAUGGCGUUACCAAGUCCGGCGACGAUGCGGCGAUAGCAGGCGCAUCAGACCAAGACGCCUCAGCUCAAAACAAGGCGGAGAAACCUGGAGAGUCUCUUAAGAAGGGAUCUAUCCUGAGCUACUUCAAACCGGCUUUACAACAAGUCCCAGUGGCAGCUGCGCCUUCACAGCAGCUACAAGUCUCACCUCCUGAGGAAUCUUCUCCCCCUCCGCAGCCAUCACCAAAGCAGCCUGCAAAACGGAAACCUCGACUUCUCAGAAUCAAAACCACCACUCACGAGCCAUCCGAUCAAUCAUCAUCAUCACAAGAAACAAACGAUAACCCCGCCCCUCAGAAACGCCGCGGCCGCCCAUCUCUCAAAAGCAACAUCAUCUCCAACACACUAGAAGCGACAUCAUCAAGCAAAGAUACCACCCCUUCAUCCUCCUCAGCUCCGUCACCAACAAAGCAUUUCGCCACCAUCAAGCCGAAAAAGAUCAAGCCGUCCUCUGCAGCUGUUCAGACCACGCUCAAUAUCUCUGCCCAGGCCGCCUUCUCCGAAUGCAAAAUCUGCAACACCGUCUGGAAUCCCCUGUACCCGGAUGAUGUAAAGUACCAUAUCAAGACGCACAAGGCCGUGCUGAGGGGGGAGAAGAAGCGAAAGAUGGACGAGUUAUGA